Caenorhabditis remanei is the source of this 1242-nucleotide messenger RNA. RefSeq lists its product as uncharacterized. NCBI's taxonomy places the organism in Eukaryota, Metazoa, Nematoda, Chromadorea, Rhabditida, Rhabditidae. The transcript is spliced from 7 exons. The record is from RefSeq and is a predicted model, not a curated record. Bases 1 to 1242 code for a protein of 413 amino acids.
AUGGACGAUUUACAUCAGGAGACUGGAAAAACCUGGAGAUACGCUAAGUUUGAAUCCUACGAAACUGUAAUUAUUGACGCAAAGAACGCAAAUCUCUCCUCCGUCCCGAAAUCUUACAUUGAAGGGUAUUCAAUGGGAAAGUUGGAGCUUCUCAAUCCGCUUCAAAGAUUUGUCGGAUGUGGUUCGAAGAGUGGUGUGUACAGAAACUUUUCUGUUUGCUUAGUAGGAACAGAAGGUAACUUCACAUUUUUCGAUGCGAGCGGCAAAUCAAAGGAGGUACCGGGAUCUGACUGUCAUAAUAGAUAUAAAAACGACGACGGGUUAUGUGUUGCAAAUAAUGAAGAAGAAGAAUCAUAUGAUGGACACCCACAAGAUAUAUUUGAUGAUGCUAACCAAAUAAGACAGGAGUAUUCAAAGAACUUUAAUGUGCCCAAUAUGCAUCAAUUGAAGUUUAUUGCAUGUCGAAAAUAUAAACCAUACAGCUUUAAAGAAAUAUACAGUUUUAAAUGCUUGUUAGGACCAGAGAAUGAUAGUGGAGUUUGUGUUGCAAUUAAUCCAGGAGAAGAAUCUUAUUUUGGACGUCAGUUGGAUUUCAUUAGUGAUAUCAAUCAGAUAAGAAGACGUUAUGCAAAAGAGUACAGAGUUCCCAACAUGCAUGAAUUGACUUGGAGCAAUGACCUUGCUGAAGUUUUAGAGCCUCUCCAUAUGACUGGUGUAAGGGCUCAAGCUAAGAAGACUUGGAGAUAUGGAGCAAUAAACACAUAUGACAACAUAAUCUAUCAGAUUGAAAAGGGUGUUACUUUCUUUUUCGAAUCGAAUAGAACCGCAAAAAAAAUCCAUAUUAAAUCUUUAUCGGACAAAGAAACAAUGGACAGAUUGGAAUUUCUUAAUCCUUUGCAAAAAACGAUUGCUUGUGGACGGAAAGAGGACGGAGGAGUAACUCUUAUUAUCUGCUUGUUGGGACCAGAAGGAAACUUCACAAUCUUUGAUACGAGUUUUCAAUCGCAGUUGGCAGCUGGAUCAAAGUGUGAUAAAGGAUAUUACAAUGAAGAUGGCCUAUGUAUCAUGCAAAUUCCAACUCAAGAGCCAAUUAUUGACUACAGAAAAAUGGCUGAGGAAGAAAUAAAUAAAGCAUCAACUGACGAGCCAGAGCCGGAACCACUUCUCGAAAAUCAUGGAAAUGGAAUAUCAUUGAGUUAUCUAUUUGUCUUUCUUCUGGCUAACUUGAUUUUCAACAUUUAA